AUGACACUGUCAUCAUCAUUAUGGACCACCGUCUACACUACUUUAAUUUUUGAUUCUGUAACAGAAAACGUGACAUCACUAUUAACAAAUACUAUAACAGAAAAUGUAGCACCACUAUUAAGGAACACUACAUAUAGAGAAAAUAAAACAGAAGAAUACCAAGUUUCGAAUAUUGAAUUUGUAAAUUAUUCGAUAUUGCACUGGCCUAAUUAUUUAUGGUUUGCUGCUGGUUUAGGAACUGGAAUAUUCAUAAUGUUAAUUAUAAAUUCCAAUUUAUAUUGCAAAGUCUGGUGUCCUAAUUUUCGUAUCUUAAGACGCAUUUGGAUCUUCUUUAGAAUCCUUUGGCACCGUUUUAUUGUUUGGUAUCGUCACGUUUGUCUUGGUAGAAACGAAUAUUUUAUUUCGACUCCCAAGCAAAAUAACAGAGUUAUCAAAGAAUACAAAAUAAACUUCCAAUCACUUCCGCGCGUCUCACUAUCAUCGCGACUCACAAGUCAGCCGCGAUCUUUACAACAGUCACAAUGGAAUACUACGUUACCUACAGUCUCACGGCAAUCUCAUAUCCAACAGCAAUUAUCAUCCAGUUCCGAUUCAAAUCGAUUACUAGUUUCCCCAAUUAGAAACAGCCCUGCAACCAUCGAAAAGUCCCGAAUUACUGCAAUAAUACAUACAACUGCCAUAACAACCAUGAUUGCCACAUCAACUACAACGCCUGGACGAUUGACUUCUUUUCCUACACAGUAA
Molecule: messenger RNA, 744 nt
Organism: Atta colombica
Lineage: Eukaryota; Metazoa; Arthropoda; Insecta; Hymenoptera; Formicidae
Exons: 5
Coding region: 1-744 (247 amino acids)
Source: RefSeq, a predicted model, not a curated record